AAGCAAAGCCAGAGAUGAUAAACAUGCGGAAAAUGGGUACAGCCUUAAAACACAGAAGACCCCUUGCUGAUAAACAGCACCCCCAUCUUUCUUUAAAAGCCUCCCCCAACCCCCCCUUCUCUGUUCGAAGUGCAUUGUGGGGAGGAAAGUCGUUGCCAUUCGACCUCUGCGGGGCCUGCGCGGACGCAGCGAGAACCCUGAAAUUCAUUAUGCGUUUAAAACCUUUAUUUAUUUCCGCAUAACCUACAUACUCUCACCGGGAGGGCCAAAGCGGAAAAAAAGAAACGACGACGCCCCAUCUCUUUCGGAAAACACGUCGCUUAUAAAUACAUUAUCUUUGUCGGUGGGGGAUACUGUUGAGAAAGUGAAGAUUGUAGUAUAUAUUGAGAAAAAUGUCCGGUGAGAGAAACCGCAGGUCGUUGGCUUUCCGAGGAGGUGGAUUAGCUGGGUUAACGGGUUCCAGCAGUAUUGCUGGGGGGAACUGUAACAGCUGGGAGGCCCUGGCCUGUCAAGACCGACAUUUUAACGGGAAUAGGCCAGAUCAAGAGGAGGACCGGGAUCUGGGGGCAAAAGGACCAUCGCAGAAGAGAGUGGAGGGCGCUGGGUCUGUCAGCGACAGCACGGAACCCGAGGCGGAGGAAGAAGAGGACCCGGAAGGGGGCAACUGGGUAGCCGGAGACGAUCGUGUCAGCUUGGUAGAAGCGGAGGACGGUUUCAGGAAGGGUAAUAGCUGGACAGCGGGGAACGGUCCAAACAUCGCCGACGGCCAGGAGUCGAGAAGCGGUGCGACGGGAGGCGAGACGGGAUCCAGGAAAUCAGGGGUUGAGAUGAGACCACAGACGUUGCUUCAGAAACACUCACUAUUCCAUGCUUCAUGGUUGCAAGAAUUUCCAUGGCUCAAAUUCUGCCAGGAGACGGGACUUAUGUCCUGUUCUUGGUGCCACAACAUUGCCACUAAAAACAGCGAUGAGCUUGUUAAUGGCAGUCGCAACUACAAACGGGCCUUACUGCUGAGACAUCACCUGUCUUCUGAGCACGGGAGAAAUGACCCCACCAAACAGGAGACAGUGAGGCUGUCAGACAACACCAGCCCCUCCAUUAACUGCUCAGAGGAUGACUACCGCAACAAGCCCAAUGAGAACUCCUACUGUUACCAGCUUCUCCAGGAGCUGAACAAGCAGCGCAAAAGUGGCAUCCUCUGUGACGUCAACAUUGUUGUUUCCGGUCAGGUAUUCCGUGCACACAAAAACAUCCUCUUCAAAACCCUCUACUGUCUGACCAAGAGUGAAGCCCAGGACCAAGCCACUGUCACCCACCUGGAUGUUGCUGCUGUGCAGGGCUUCUCAGUUAUCCUCGACUUUCUCUACUCUGGGAAUCUGCUGCUCACAAGCCAAAAUGCCAUUGAGGUGAUGUCUGUUGCUAGUUACCUACAGAUGACAGAGGUUGUACAUUCAUGUAGGGCAUUCAUAAAGGAUGCCCUGAAUAUAAGCAUCAAGCAGGAGGCUCCUGAUUCAGUGGUGGUGGACUACAACAAGAGGCAGAUGGUUGCCAGAGAGGGACAGAGAGGGCUGGACCGGAAGCCAAGCAACUUCUGGGCUACGAGCAUCCUGUCAAAGCUGUCGAUCAAGGCCAGCAGCACCCAAGGAAAAGAAGUGGUGGAAGAAGAUGAAAGCAGCAGGGUAAAGGAGGAAACCAGUGAUAUAGAGGUGACAGUAGUUGGUAGUGAGGGCUGUGCCCUGGUAACCUCUGGAGCCUCUGGCAGCUGGACCCACCACAAUGACAACUCGUCAGAUUCAGCAGAGACCAAUGAAACUCAAGCAGCAAGUAGCCAGGUGCAGGUCUUUGUCUGGAAUGAGCCAGCCACAGGCGGUGCUGCAGCAGCUCCAGCAGCAAUCAAGCGAGAGCCACCGGAUGCUGCGGCUGGAAGCGGGCGGAGGAAAAAACAAGCCACCACACGGCGUUUUGUCUAUAACUUCCCACCAGAGCCUGAAGAGGGAUUCGAUGAAGGAAUGUUCAUCCAGCCCUCGGCCUCCUACCCCAGAGAGGACUUCUCUUCGCUCUCAGAAAAUGCUGAGCUGGCCAAUCAGAUCCAGUAUAGCAUCAUCCAAGACUUGCAACAAGGGGAGUCCUGGGAAAAUGGCGAGUCGUCGCACAGCGCCCUCAAUAAACUCAAGUGCCCCCACUGUAACUACAUUGCCAAGCACCGGCGCACGCUCAAAAGGCACCUGAUCAUCCACUCGGGUGUGCGCUCCUUUAGCUGUGACAUAUGUGGCAAGCUGUUCACCCGCCGCGAGCAUGUAAAGAGACAUUCCCUGGUGCACAAGAAAGACAAAAAGUAUAAAUGUAUGGUGUGCAAGAAGAUCUUCAUGCUCGCAGCCAGUGUUGGUAUUCGUCACGGCUCACGGCGCUACGGUGUGUGCGCAGACUGCGCCGACUCACACCAGGCCACUCAGGAGGGUCUGGAGGGCAUGGAGUUUCCUCGCGAUGAAGACUUCGAAGGCGAGGAAGGGGAGGACCUGGAGGGCGAGGAGCCUACUGAUAAUGACCAAUCAAACUGGGGUGAGGGCAACGCUGGUGUUGCCCCAGAAGAGGAGUGAGCAUUUUGACAAGCUUGAGAAACAAAAUUAAAAAAAAAAGUUGAUGUUUAAUAUAUGUGUAUACAAAACCUAGCUGGUAAACAAUCAACUCCAAAGUGCUAUCAAACCUUGAGGUUACUUAAUUGUGCAACGAUAUAACAAAGAGAUGGAUUUAAAAAAAAAAAGAAGCUUUGGUAGAAUGGGAACUCCAAGAUGUACAGAUUUUGUUAUUGUUCAAAUGUGUCCAGCUCUGGGCCCAGAGCCCACAAGACAGAGAUUCUAAUGACAAAUAAGAGAAAUCAGUUUUUGGUGAUAUAUUUUUAUUUGUUUUUGGUUUUAUUUUUUUUGGGGGGGUCGAGUUUGGCAGGGUGAGGUAGUUUUUGGGGUAGGCCAAUCACCUAACAAAAAUGUUAAUUAUUUAAUUUAUGAAUUUAUGGUCUUAUUAAAUUCUAUAAUUUUUAUUUCUGUUGUUUUUGUCUGCAGCAGAGGCACAGUAGCAUCUGGUGCUUUCUGCUCCGUUUGAGAGUCUAUUGCUUGGUGCUUGUAGAAGUACACAGAAGAAGAGCAUUAUUGCCGAGAGGAAGAUUUUUGACUUGCUCUGUAGAUCUUGUUUAGAUGCGCUAAUAAUUAUUAUUAUUAUUAUUAUUAUUAUAUUGUUCUUUACUUUCUUUUUCCUUUCCCUGCACAAAUCUUGGAACCAAAAAUCUGUUUUGUGACUCUGAUGUAUCACAGCCAUAUUUAUGAUUAAUUUAAGAGGGCUGUGAUAUUGUGCCAAACAGACCGCACACUAAA
Messenger RNA from Monopterus albus (swamp eel), 3368 nucleotides. RefSeq names its product zinc finger and BTB domain containing 10 (gene zbtb10). The record is from RefSeq and is a predicted model, not a curated record. Gene Ontology annotation, molecular function: RNA polymerase II cis-regulatory region sequence-specific DNA binding; protein binding; DNA-binding transcription factor activity, RNA polymerase II-specific. Lineage: Eukaryota; Metazoa; Chordata; Actinopteri; Synbranchiformes; Synbranchidae. Gene Ontology annotation, biological process: regulation of transcription by RNA polymerase II.